AGACAUGUUUAUGCACUGGUACAUGUAUAAAGAUUUUUCUGAUUAUAAUUGAUAGUCAGUCGGUUGGGUCAAUCUCAUUAUUUUCAUUCUCUUUGGCGGGAAGAGAACGUGGGUAAACCAAAAUCAGCCCACAAAACCACACACACAGACAACUUCAUCAAAGUUGUCAGGUCAAUGGGAAUAUCUUUCCAGAUAUGGACCAAAAAGGACAGAAAAAACUUCUGAAGGACUUGCCUGCAAAGUUUCAUGAAAUUUUACACCCAGAAACAGUAGAAAAAACCAAAAAGCUCUGGGAGGACUUCUGGCAGUUGUACAAUGUCAUUAGUGACUGGACACCAGGGGAAGAUCAAGUCCUCUCAUUUUAUUCCAAGACUGUUGAGUGGGGAAAGCAGCUUUUGAACAUGACAGGGGAUGGUUACGCCCACACAUGUCCAAUCACACCGUACAUCCAUCUGAUGAUCUAUCAUGUACCUGUGAUGCUUCAGAAGUAUGAGACUAUGAAAAUAUUCACUGGCCAAGGUAAGAUUUACCACAGCAAGAAGGGCAGCUUAUCAACAUGAUUUGGU
Messenger RNA from Orbicella faveolata, 566 nucleotides. RefSeq lists its product as uncharacterized. The record is from RefSeq and is a predicted model, not a curated record. NCBI's taxonomy places the organism in Eukaryota, Metazoa, Cnidaria, Anthozoa, Scleractinia, Merulinidae.